AAAAACACAUAUGAUCGUAGCAAGCGCCUGCAUAACCAAGCGACCCUCCGUACGGGUUUCACGGCCAAGGAAUGGAUUCCCCCAGCGGAGAAAGAAAAGGACUCUUGAGUGGAAAAGAGAUGGUUAAGCAUCAUACCGAAAUCUAUGAAGUACAGGCGCAAUUUAAUCGGCUCGUCUCUCUGGAAGAGUUUGAUGAAACGCGCCAAGCAGAUCUAGAGCGAAUGAAAGACCAGUUCCGGUGCUUACUGUUGCAGGAAAGGGUGAAUAAAUCGGGCUGCAUCUCGGAAGGGGUUUGGGAAAACGAUCAACGCCGGAUCCGCAUUACGAAGCUAGAAGGCAAAUGGCAAUCGUUUGGAUAUGAAGACGCCACAGGAAAGUACGUGGACAGUCACGAAGGAUUGUUCCUCAUGGAAAUGAAUCGAUUGAUGGUCCGAUGGAACAGCAUGGUGGUGUCCAUCGAGCAGGGUUAUAGCUUGUUUCUUGGCCAUCCCGAAACACUCACGCUGGAAGAGUAUCAAAUCUAUUCCAUGCUAGUGCGGGCUAGCUAUUACGUGCUACGGUACGAUCCAGCGCGUAAGUAUUCCGCUGUGCAAUCGGAUGUACCGAGUGCCGAAGAACGAUGUGUGUGGAGAAAUCUGUUCGAAAUGCUGAAUCAAUCAAAUCCACGUGACGGUGGAACAAUUCCCAAAGAAGACUCGAAACUGUACGAAACGGUAAAGCGAUCGAUGAAAAAAUACUCUAAUAUUAUCAGAAAACCGCCAUCGCCAUCGUCCUACCAAGAGCAGUAUAGGGACGAACCGGCCAGUAAGAGACAAAGGUCAGAAAACACAGCGACGAAGAGAGAAAAUGAUGGAUUUAAACGAAUCGAACAAUUUCGCCGGAUGUUUGACCGGUUUGAUAUUGUGCGCAGUUUAAUCGAGGAAGGCCCAUCGGACAUUGUUGAGCCGGAAGGAGAAUGUAGUUUACGGCUCGCGUUUGAUCUGUUCGCCACCGAGUCUCAAACAUUCAAAAAGUCUCUUCCCCCUCUGCCGAUUGCUAGAAUUAUUGUGCGCAGAUCAUCUCAACCAAUGCCCCACUUUACCGAACUGCAAAGGUUGUUCGGGCAACAGAAGACACCAAUUCCGCUGAUGCUUAUGCUCGUGUCGGAAAGCUUGUCAGUGCACUGUUUUCUGUACGAUAUUCGAAAAGUUGCUCGAAAUAUCAUUGCCUUGCCGGAUGAGCAUUUAACGAGAUAAAAAACGAAAAAAGAACAAAAGUUUGUAUUAUAACGAAUUUAUAUAUAUUUCAGUGCCUUACAACUACACUA
This is a messenger RNA of Anopheles stephensi (Asian malaria mosquito), 1306 nucleotides long. RefSeq lists its product as uncharacterized. The transcript is spliced from 5 exons. The coding region runs from base 72 to 1235 and encodes 387 amino acids. The record is from RefSeq and is a predicted model, not a curated record. Gene Ontology annotation, cellular component: tRNA-intron endonuclease complex. Gene Ontology annotation, biological process: tRNA-type intron splice site recognition and cleavage. Lineage: Eukaryota; Metazoa; Arthropoda; Insecta; Diptera; Culicidae.